UAAAGCUUGUCACGACCUUAUUCAUUUCGUACCUACAGAGUUGUCCGAGAAAACGACAUUCAAAGACAGAAAACCCCGAAAUAGCCCUCAACAUUCCGGAAUGAAUAGGGUCAACUGUUUACCGGUAUGAAUGGGGUGCAUACAGACCCACUGAAGGACCCUCAUACACCCCUAUACGUGACCUCAAUGAAUGUGCCACUGUGUCCAGUCAUUCAGGUGGUAAGUAAAAACAAGGAUGCCAAAAUAACGGUCCACCAACACUGCCAAUAGCAGAUGGGACAUUUGUUAUGCGUUAUAGACUGACAUAUUAAAAGUAAUUCCCCGUACGUUAAAACUGUUGAGCACGUACAUGCGUAUAGGCUAAAUGCACGUGAGGUUUCUCGGCACAGGCGCGUGUCUGCUGCUGGAUGCAGGUAACAACGCAUCCUUUAUGUACGGGCUGGAGGCGGAGGCAGUUUUGGGGUGGGGUGGACCAGAGGAUCCGGUUUCGCCGGGGGAAGAAACCAGCAGAGGUUCGCCGCUGCCCCGCACACUCAACGCACGCGCUCCAUCACCCUCGCGCCCUCUGCUCUCGAGGACUCGGGGCUUUGACAUCAGUUCGUUUGUAUUGUGAUGUUGCAUCUGUGAAGAUCAAAGGCUGGAGAAACACGCCGAAGACUCGGAAUAGAUUAGGUACAACAGAAUGACUAAAGAUGAGGAAGCAUCUCGCUUGUCAUUGCAGAUAUAUCAAGUUGAAGAAGUGAAUGACAAAUAAAGACCCGUGCUGGUAUGGAGUUCAAAUUGCUAAACCUUAUUUGAUGAGUGGGACAUCCGGGACGCUGUAGCAUGGAUCAUCCAUUCCAGACAUUCUCUCAAAGGUCUGUCAUGCUACCUUCAAGAAUGAGCAAUUUUCACCAGGCAGAGCUAUGUGCAUGUCGCCUUUGAACCGUUCAGAUGGCACAUUUGACCGGACGGAGAGCUAAUAGCUCCUUGAAGAGGAGGAAGUGGCCGUAACUUGACCCAUGAAGAAGAAUGUGGGUGAGAAGCCAGACUGCAGUAAAGAAAGACUGAGUUGGGAAUAGACAGUAGCUUCGGACAGAUAUUGCUUUGCAAUACAAUAAGUUCUUCCUCUUUGAUUUCAAAGACACACACUUCGAGUUUAACAAAGCUAUUCAGGUGUCGGAGUGGCCUUCUGGCUGAUCUUUGAGUAUCGGUUUUAAUGAGUCGCAAAGAUGCCCCGACUUUCUUGAACUACGUCAUCCUGCCCACCUUGUUGUUGAGGUUGUCUGUUGUGAUGUUUCGGAGGAGUCUGCUAGCUUGGCUCUCCCGCUUAGGCGUUUUAUUAGUGGUGGUCUGCUGUUGUCUUUCCCUCCUCUAUGUCAUCACAUGCAGCCCCCACGCCGAUGAGGUCAUGGCCGGGCAACCCCUGCCCAGGGUCGGAGGUUUGGGGAUGGCGGGUGGUCCGAGCAGACCGGGUGGAGUCGGAAGUGGACGAGAAGGCUUCCAGGCCCUGCUACAAGAGAGAGAAGAACAGCACAGACAGCACAUUGACAGUUUAAAGAAGCAAAUCGCACAACUCAAAGAAGCCCUACAAGAACGCAGCGAACAGCUUAAGGGGAUGCAGAACUCUUUGGAGAAGACAGCCGGACGAGGCGCUCGGACCGACGUGCUCGAGGACCACAGUCGCAGCGACCUGCAGGAGUUCCUGCGCAGUCAGCUGAACCGGGCCGAGGUUCACGCCGGCGUACGGCUACCGAGCGAGUAUGCCGUCGUGCCUUUCGAGAGCUUUACCCUGCAGCGAGUCUACCAGUUGGAGAUGGGGUUGACCCGACACCCUGAGGAGAAGCCUGUGAGGAAGGACCGCAGGGAUGAACUGGGUGAGGUGGUGGAAAGCGCGCUUCACGCCCUCAAUGUGCCAAAUCAGGCAGGAGACAAAACGAAAUCGAGCAAAGUCUACACGCCAUCUGAUUUCAUAGAAGGCAUCGCACGCACAGAGAAAGACAAAGGCACGCUGUAUGAAUUGACCUUCCGCGGUGAACACAAACUGGAAUUUCGCAGGCUGGUUCUCUUCCGGCCCUUUGGCCCACUGAUGAAAGUGAAAAGUGAGCUGGUGGAGACGGGCAACAUGCCUAUUAACAUCGUGGUUCCUUUGUCCCAGAGAGCUGACAAAUUCAGACAGUUUAUGCACAACUUCAGAGAGGUGUGUGUGAAGCAGGACGGGCGCGUGCACCUUACCGUGGUUUACUUCGGAAAAGACCAAAUGAACGAAGUCAAGGGAACAUUGGAGAACACAUCGAGGGAGCUGAACUUUCGUAACUUCACAUUGAUUCAGCUGAAUGAAGAGUUUUCUAGAGGUCGAGGGCUGGACGUGGGCGCUCGCGCUUGGAAGGGAGGGAACGUACUGCUCUUCUUCUGUGAUGUGGACAUCUUCUUCACAGCCGACUUUCUGAAUACAUGUCGCCUGAAUGCACAACCUGGAAAGAAAGUGUUUUAUCCGGUCCUCUUCAGUCAAUAUAACCCAGCUGUAAUCUACGGCGGUCACGAUCACAUUCCCCCUGUGGAACAGCAGCUGAUUAUUAAGAAAGACACUGGAUUUUGGAGGGAUUUCGGCUUUGGGAUGACCUGCCAAUACAGAUCAGACUUUAUCAAUAUAGGUGGUUUCGAUGUAGACAUUAAAGGCUGGGGCGGUGAGGACGUACACCUGUACAGGAAAUACCUCCACAGUAAUCUGCUAGUAGUUCGUGCACCAUCGCGCGGCCUCUUCCAUCUGUGGCACGAAAAGAGAUGUGCGGACGAGUUGCCUCCAGAUCAGUACAAGAUGUGCAUGCAGUCAAAAGCCAUGAACGAAGCCUCGCACGGGCAGCUCGGCAUGCUGCUCUUCCGGCACGAGAUCGAGGCGCAUCUCCGAAAACAAAAACAGAGAAGCGGAGCCAAAAAAGCUUGAAGCUCGUUACCUCUCACGGCGCAUUUAAAACAAGCUUUCGGCAUGUGGCUCACUCAGGCAUGUGAUCGGCCAAGGACAAAAAAAGAAGGAAGGCUUUUGGAAAAUAAUACUAAAAAAAGAAAAUCAAUCAAAUAUGCAAAAGUCAUCCCCACAAGGUCAAAAAAUACUGAAAUCCGUAUUUAUGUGGAAAAAUCACAUCCCUGCUGGAAUAGUUUAGCCCUAAACUCAACUUUUGGCAUUGUUAAGUUACUCCAAUGUUCCAAACUCAACUCCGUAUGAGUUUGGGUUACAAGCUGUGAAUUUCCUGACUGCUGUUUGCCAUGUAAUGAACAAGUCAACUCAAAUUUCAGUUUGUUCCCGACACUGAGCUAUUGUGUGGCUUUAGAAAUAUAGUACACAAUUCAUAACCACCAUUUGAAUUGUACGUUUAUUAAGCUUUUUUGAAACCGGACCUCCCCAAUCCCCAUUCACUUUCAUUACUACCAAAUAAAAUUCAUCUUCACUGGAGAAAUAACAAAUGCAGGUUUGGUAAAUAAUGACAGGAUUUCUAUUUCUAUUUCUUUAAAUUAUACAUUAUACAAGACUGCACAAACGCACACACAUUUGCAAACCCAAACACUGAGAUAACUAAAAGAGACGCCACAGGAAGAGAGCAACAGACAGACAGACAUUCCCUAAAGACAACAUAAGCGUGGGUGUGCAGAAUAUGACCUUCAAGUCUGCAUGGUGUCUUUUAUGUGUUAUAAAAUGAUCUGCAGUAUUAUCUAGAUACAGCACAUGAUGUAGUUUCUAAUGCACUUGUGCACUUCAGAGAGAAAUCUCACACGGUUAGCACGUUAUGCUGAUCAUUUUUCAAUAGUGCUGAAUGUACUAACUAUAAAUGAAAUUUAGAAGAGACGUGAGAGCGUUGUAACACAUUUAGUUUUAAACAUUGUGUUUUUUUACAUUGUUUCUUAAAUGUUUAUUUUUAUUUUGAGUAUCUUGUGUAAAAAUCUUCUAAUAUCUGCAAACUUUGUAAAUUAUUGGAGUCAUUAUGUUUACAUUUGCUACCCACACCCAUUUUUCCAAAAGUGAAAGAGACAAUUGUAUUAUAUAUUAAAGAGCAAACAAAUUGGAAAUAAUUAUGCAACAAAAACACAAAUUAUAAGCAAAAUAAUGUUACUCUCAAAUUUGAAGUAAAUAUAUACACUUUCUCACUUUAAGUGUUACAAAACUCCCUGGUCUUUUUCUACCUCAGGCUAGCACUAAAAAUAGCGUAAAAUCAAACAAAAAUUAUAUUUCAAUUCUCUAUUAAUGAGAUAGGAUUGCUAAGAGCUAAAUGCAUAUCAGGGGGACUUUUAUGUCUUACAUGUUUUACACUAGAAAACUUUGAACAUUCUUAAAAAAAAUGUAAUUAUGGACUUGAGUCCAAAAAUGCAAAGAAAGAAAACAUAGAAUAGAAAAUGUUGUAUUGCUUUAUUGACAUAUAAUAGUUGGUAUUGAACUUUAUUAAUUGUGAACAGUUUGUUUAUCGAUCAGUUAGAGAAAUAUUAAAUUACGACGAGUGGUUCAAAGAACUACAAUUUCUUUCUUAAGAAGUUAAUUUUUUAUGUUGUAGUGCCACCUGGUGGUUAAUUACAUUAUAAUCUUGCAGGGACAGUGAACUUCACAAAAUAUACUAUAAUACACCACAAGCAUUGGAUAUCAAAUUCUGAUUUUUUAUUUUUGAACACCCCACGUAUUGUAAUGUUUGAUUUUUUUGUAUAGCAAUGACUAUUACAAAGUUAAAAAUGUAUCUGUGUAUUCUAUGAGAGUUUAUUUAGGCUUAUAUUUGUGCAUAAAUUAUCUCCAGAUGAUUUAAGACUUCAGAGGUUUUUGAAGUUCAGCUUGAUGUCAGAUAAAGGUGCACUGCAGGUGCAAAGCACACUGAUUUUCAUAUACGGUAGAGCAAUGUAGAAUAGCUGUAGAAAUAAUGAUUAUUUAUUGGGGCACAGGGUGCCUUUAACGUAUGACCUUUUUACUCCCCAACGUGCCAUGAUAUGUAUAUUCUUUUAAAUAAUAUCAGACAUAUUCGCUCUGAUGAUUUGUUGUAAAUUAAAAUCAUUUUGUUUUUUUAUUUUUAAGACGAAACUAAAUAAAGUGAAGCAAAAGUG
Messenger RNA from Misgurnus anguillicaudatus (oriental weatherfish), 5055 nucleotides. It is a transcript of the gene csgalnact1a, whose product is annotated as chondroitin sulfate N-acetylgalactosaminyltransferase 1a. NCBI's taxonomy places the organism in Eukaryota, Metazoa, Chordata, Actinopteri, Cypriniformes, Cobitidae. Gene Ontology annotation, cellular component: Golgi cisterna membrane. Gene Ontology annotation, molecular function: glucuronosyl-N-acetylgalactosaminyl-proteoglycan 4-beta-N-acetylgalactosaminyltransferase activity. The record is from RefSeq and is a predicted model, not a curated record.